This is a messenger RNA of Clunio marinus, 216 nucleotides long. The record is from the annotation of a GenBank genome assembly. Lineage: Eukaryota; Metazoa; Arthropoda; Insecta; Diptera; Chironomidae.
AUGAACGAACCAGAAAAAAAUAACUUUGCUUGUGAAAUGUGUAAAAUAAAUCACACGUCGGCCAUUUUCAAAAGUUGGAAAAUUAUUCCAUUUCUCAGCAUAAAAGCUGUAGACAUGUGGCUGCCUGAAAACUGGAAACAAAAGAAAAACUUAAAGCUGCACGACCUGAGAAAUAAUACCAAGAGGAAAAUUCACGACCAUAGCAUUGAAGAGUGA